Messenger RNA from Psilocybe cubensis, 408 nucleotides. RefSeq lists its product as uncharacterized. Gene Ontology annotation, cellular component: cytoplasm; nucleus. The record is from RefSeq and is a predicted model, not a curated record. NCBI's taxonomy places the organism in Eukaryota, Fungi, Basidiomycota, Agaricomycetes, Agaricales, Agrocybaceae. The coding region runs from base 1 to 408 and encodes 135 amino acids. The transcript has 3 exons. Gene Ontology annotation, molecular function: bis(5'-adenosyl)-hexaphosphatase activity; endopolyphosphatase activity; diphosphoinositol-polyphosphate diphosphatase activity. Gene Ontology annotation, biological process: diadenosine pentaphosphate catabolic process; diadenosine hexaphosphate catabolic process; adenosine 5'-(hexahydrogen pentaphosphate) catabolic process.
AUGGUUCCUAAUAAAGGUCGUGCUACACCGCGUGUCGUGUGCUGUGCUAUACCCAUUUCACGAGCUGCUGGCAAAGUACUCGUCGUCACUAGUCGAAAACGCCCCAAUAAUUGGGUCUUGCCAAAGGGUGGUUGGGAGACGUCGGAUGUGCAGUUGGAAGCCGCAGCCUCCAGGGAGGCUCUGGAAGAAGCGGGUGUGCGUGGUACAAUCACACGUUAUGUCAUCACAAUACCGACUCCGUCGGCUAUAUAUCAUUUCUACGAGCUCGAUGUUGUAGGCCUCGAUCAGGAUUGGCUCGAACGUAACGAACGACGCCGAGAAUGGGUCGAUUAUGCCGAAGCCGUCAAGCGUCUUGAGUGGAAGGCUGAACUAGCCCAAGGUCUUCGAUCCUCGUCAAUCGCCCAUUGA